AGUUAGAAGGGCUGUUUGUCAUCCGGCCAGGGAGUCAACGUUGUUGAAUCCUUUUCAACGUUUUUUUUUUUUUUUUUUUACAUAUCCUCUCUUCGUCUCGCUUUAAUGCCGAAAUUCGGGUCGUUUGUUCCGGGUGUUACUGCCCUACGCGUCCGUUGCUAGGCGAUGGACGAGCAGCCGAUUCAGGUGAGCGACGAAGAGCUAGUGGUUUUGCGAGAAGAUAGCUGGAGGCGGAGACGCAGGAAGGCCAUCACGUCGUCGUCCUGCGCCUCCAUGGAUCACGUCAUCGUGGAGUUCGUUCUCCCCACAUCGUCGGGGGGCGACGACUGCCCUGACUCGCUGCAAUUAGAGGUCGCGGGAAACUGGACGGUGGAGCAGGUGAAGGCUCAGGUGUGGCUCAGCGCGGUGACGUCCAACCUCUGCCCGGAAUUCUACAAGCGGUUUUCUCCUGACCACUGCAUCUUGCUCUACCAGAAGAAAGGCAACACGUGCGAGAUCUACGACAAGCACCAAGUCUUCCAGACGCUGGACUGCGUACACUAUUGGAGAGCGCUGAAGAAGGACGUGGGGCAGAUUAAGCUAGUGCCUCGUCCGCAGCCGUCGGACGAGACCCUCCGGUACCAGCGGUUCCUCAACUACCUGAUCGGCUACGACGUCACGGACGUCAGUAACGUGCACGACGACGAGCUGGAGUUCACGCGCCGGAAGCUGCUGACGCCCCGGCGCAUCGAGCUGUCCGAUCGCGACGCAAAGUUCUACUCCAUGGACCCCUGGGUGACGCGCAAGCCGCUGCCUGAGCACCUCCAGGGAAAGGUCAGUAACGGCCACGUCCUGGUGGUGAUCCACAUCAGCAUAACAAGUCAAACCAUCAAGGUGUCCAUUGACGACACACCAGCGCAGGUUUUGUCCAGCUUCUUCUCCAAAACUGCAAAUAAGAGAGGGUUACUGGGCAUCCCCGACGAGACGUGCGAGGCAGACUUUGUACUGCGCGUGUGUGGCAGGGAGGAGUUUCUGUACGGGGAUAAACCGCUGCGCAACUUCAACUGGAUCCGUCAGUGUCUGAAAAACGGCGAGGAGAUCCACUUGGCUCUGGAGACGAUGCCGGAUCCCGAACUGGAUCUGGUCCACGAGGAGGACUGGGCCCAAGUCGACGAUUGCACCGGUGUGGCAGGGACGCAUGAGCAGCUGACAAUCGACGGGAAGGACCACGAGCGUGUGUUCACCAUCUCCAUGUGGGACUGCAACAGAAAGUUCCGGGUGAAGGUGCUGGGGAUCGACAUCCCGACUCUCCCCAAAAUCUCAGACUUUGUCGUGUUCAUCGAGGCCAGCAUCUUCCACAGUCAGCAGCUCCUUGCCCAGGAACGGACGACCCCCAAAGCCUUCAACGAGGAGGUUUUGUGGAACUGCUGGUUGGAGUUUAACAUUAAAAUCAAAGACCUGCCUAAAGGCUCUCGACUCAACCUGCAGGUAGUGUGCAGAAAACAGCCCCAGACUCCAAACUCCAAAGCAUCCUCCUACCAGGAUAACGCGUCGGGAGGCGGAAGUCACGACGGCAAGACGAAGAACCGCCUCUUGUACUACGUCAAUCUGCUGCUGAUCGACCACCGCUCGCUGCUGCGCCAGGGGGAGUUCGUCCUGCACAUGUGGAAAAUGCCCGAGAAGAGCGAGGAGAGCAGCAGCAGCAGCAUCAACGCCGACAAGCUGACGUCUGCUACGAACCCGGACAAGGCUUCGUCCAUGGCCGUCGCCAUCUUGCUGGAUAAGUACUGCUACCCCGUGGUGCUUCCCAAGAGCCGCGACCUGAGCCGGGACGCCGGGCCCGCCGCCGAGGAUGGCGACGGACGCGAGCGGGGUCAAAGGGAGAUGCCAAACCACCUGAGGAAACAGUUUGGGGCCAUCGUGGCCACUGACCCGCUACAUCCGUUAAGUCCUGAGGACAAAGAGCUGCUCUGGCAUUUCCGACACGAGUGUAUGCGUGACCCCAGGGCCUACCCGAAGCUGCUGUCUUCGGUCAGGUGGGGCAAACAGGAAGACGCCCUCGCCACCCACCGGCUGUUGGAACGCUGCACCGCGUGGGACAGCAGCGUUUUGGACGUCGGCUUGGCCAUGCAGCUGCUGGACUGCCACUACUCUGACGCCCAGGUCCGGUCCAUGGCCGUGCGGAAGCUGGAGACGCUGGAGGACGACGACGUGCUGCGAUAUCUUCUGCAGCUUGUCCAGGCGGUCAAGUUUGAGCCCUACCAUGACAGCGCUUUGGUCAGGUUCUUGCUCAAGAGAGCUCUGAGGAGUAAGCGUAUCGGCCAUUUCCUCUUCUGGUUCCUGCGCAGCGAGAUUGCCCAGUCCAAGCAUUACCAGCAGAGGUACGCGGUCCUGCUGGAGGCCUACUUGCGGGGGUGCGGCGAGGCCAUGCUGCAGGAUUUUGGGAAACAGGUGGAGGUGACCGAGGCGCUGCAGAAAGUCACCCGAGAGAUCAAGACUAUGUCUCCAGACAAGGAUGAUGUCACACCACAAGUGGUGUGCCAGAUGCGUCAGAAGCUGGACACGCUCCAGUCGUCCGGUCUUCCGGAAGGUUUCAGGGUCCCCUAUGAUCCCGGACUAAGAGCUGGAGCCCUGCUGAUCGAGCAAUGCAAAGUGAUGGCGUCCAAGAAGAAGCCACUGUGGCUGCAGUUUAAAAGGGCCGACCCCACCACUCUGUCCAAGGACCCCAUUGGCAUCAUCUUCAAGCACGGCGACGACCUCCGACAGGACAUGCUCAUCCUGCAGAUUCUGCUGAUCAUGCAGUCCAUCUGGGAAACUGAAUCUCUGGACCUGUGCCUGCUGCCUUACGGCUGCAUCUCCACCGGAAACAGGAUAGGUAUGAUCGAGAUCGUGAAGGACGCCACCACCAUCGCCAACAUCCAGCAGAGCGUCGUCGGAAGCACCGGAGCCUUCAAAGACGAAAUCCUCCAUCAGUGGCUGCGGGAUAAGUGCGUCAGCGAAGACAAGUUUCAGCACGCCGUAGAGAGAUUUUUGUAUUCGUGCGGCGGCUACUGCGUGGCCACCUACGUCCUCGGCAUCGGCGAUCGCCACAACGACAACAUCAUGAUCACGGAAUCGGGGAAUCUCUUCCACAUCGACUUCGGUCACAUCUUGGGGAACUACAAGAGCUUCAUGGGAAUCAGUAAGGAGUGGGUUCCGUUUGUGCUCACGCCAGACUUUUUGUACGUCAUGGGAACGUCGGGAAAGAAAAGCAGCCCGCACUUCCAGAAAUUCCAGGAUGUGUGCGUGAAAGCUUACCUCGCCCUUCGCCACCACACCAACCUCCUCAUCAUCCUCUUCUCCAUGAUGCUGAUGACCGGCAUGCCCCAGCUGACCAGCAAGGAGGACAUCGAGUACAUCCGGGAGGCCCUCACUGUGGGCCACAGCGAGGACGAGGCGCAGCGCCACCUCUUGGACCAAAUCGAGAUCUGCCGCGAGAAAGGCUGGAUGGUGCAGAUCAACUGGUUCGUUCACCUGGUGCUCGGGAUCAAGCAGGCGGUGGACAAACGGUCCACGUGAGCGUUGGUGAUGUUUCAAUCCCAUGACUGCUUUGACCAAGUCAGUUGUAAAGUAUUUUAUGUCCCGGUACCCGCAAGUCUUAAUAUUUCACCCACCCCACAAUGUAGAAUUCCUUAUUAGCGACUUUUCUUGUUGUAUGACCUUUUUUGGACUUUUUUGGUCCACUGUACGGCACUUCACCGACCGCAGCUUCCCUAUGUUGCAGAUUAUUUUUUUUUUUUAAGCAUAUCUACUGUGCAUAAACCUCCACUGUAUAAAACACAUCUGUUUAUAAUAAUUGAAUUUUAGGGGAUUUUACAGUUUUUUUACGUCAUAUCUUCAUUUUCAUUCGCUCUCAACCUAACAACCAGUUCUGGGAUACAUUCGGCAUUACUGCCAUUUAGCGGUAUUCACUUAUAAUUGUACAGUUUUUUUUUUUUAUUGUUCAAAUUUGUUUAUAAUGUUUUAAUAAGUAUACAUUUUUAAAGCAUGUGGGAGAGGUAAAACCACUUUUUUUUUGGUAGUUUUCUCUUUAUACCUCUCUUGAUUAGGUCAGGCUGAGCCUCACCUGCAUUGCGAAGACUUCAAAAAUAAAGAAAUGAUUGACAUAUACAUUUUUCUUCAUU
Molecule: messenger RNA, 4142 nt
Organism: Syngnathoides biaculeatus (alligator pipefish)
Lineage: Eukaryota; Metazoa; Chordata; Actinopteri; Syngnathiformes; Syngnathidae
Gene: pik3cg
Product: phosphatidylinositol-4,5-bisphosphate 3-kinase, catalytic subunit gamma
Exons: 24
Coding region: 166-3537 (1123 amino acids)
Biological process (GO): phosphatidylinositol-3-phosphate biosynthetic process; phosphatidylinositol-mediated signaling; phosphatidylinositol 3-kinase/protein kinase B signal transduction
Cellular component (GO): cytoplasm; phosphatidylinositol 3-kinase complex, class IA; plasma membrane
Molecular function (GO): 1-phosphatidylinositol-4-phosphate 3-kinase activity; 1-phosphatidylinositol-3-kinase activity
Source: RefSeq, a predicted model, not a curated record